Molecule: messenger RNA, 4085 nt
Organism: Diospyros lotus (date-plum)
Lineage: Eukaryota; Viridiplantae; Streptophyta; Magnoliopsida; Ericales; Ebenaceae
Product: cation/H(+) antiporter 15-like
Exons: 4
Coding region: 1402-3744 (780 amino acids)
Biological process (GO): regulation of pH; proton transmembrane transport
Cellular component (GO): endomembrane system; membrane
Molecular function (GO): antiporter activity
Source: RefSeq, a predicted model, not a curated record
UGAUCAGUUCUUGGCCAUGGGCUUCUUGACGAUCAUCACAGAGCAAUGAGCAUGGUGAGAGCAGUAGUCACUCACGCUCCCCAACACAGCCCUGCAAAUACCACCACCAUUGUCUAGAUUUAGUACAAGCUAUGUCUAUGUUCUUUCAUUGGGUGGCGACAGCAAUGAAAAGAGACGUAAACUAAAUAAAGAUUAAGCAAAUAUACGAGUAAAUAACUAGAGUUGAGUUUAAUUAGAUACCUCUUAAAAACGCCAUAGCCAUGGCUGCCGAGAACCAGGACGGAAGCAUGGUGUUUCUCCACCGCAUCACACAUGACAUUCCUAGCGUCGCCUUCUGUCACAUCCACUUCCACUUCAACCUGCAGUGCAACCCCACAAAAAUACAAGUAAAAAGGUUUUGUAACCUUCAAGGAAUGUUAUUAUUUUCUCUAUUAAGAUUAAUUAAUCCCAUUUGCCAUUACCCCUUUUUUCUUGCAUGCCUCUUUAGUCUUUUCUGUCACCCUCUCCGCUGUGCUCUUCAAAUCUUUCUCCACAAGCGAUAAAAUGUCCACCGCUCCUGCGGGUAAUUCAAUCAGAAUUGGGAAACAUGCUCAAAACUCAGAACUGUUCGUUAAUUUACCAGCCAUUUGAUAUUAGGUUAGGUAUAGUUAAGGUUAUUAAGCUAACGAGACCCAAUUGGCUCUUGUGCUUGUUAUUUCAUUCAAAACUUAUAUUAACAUAAAUUUUAUUGAUCUUAAGUGCAUUAUAGGUUCUAUAUCAUAAACUUUUGAUGUAAAUGCAUGGAUCUUGGAACCCAGAUUGGACUCGAUUAAAUUUGAAUUUAAUCUAGACCCUUGGUUCUAUUUUACAUUGUAAUUAGACCCUUCUUUUUAUGGGCCCAAACUACAAACCAGAUCAUGAUUAAUCGAAUUCAAAUCUACAUAAAAUUUCAACUAACCAGCUGAUGCGUGGAACACUCCUACUCGAGAGACGAGUAUAAUACACGUACCUGGUCCGCCGAGGCUGAUGGCGGAGAUGGGAAUGGAUUUGGCAUGGACGACGACGAGCUUGAAAGGCGAAGCCGAGGGAGAGUGGAAGAAGUGAUCGAGCGUCCAUUGCAGAGCGUAGAAGCUGCGUUCGCUGUCGUCGACUCCAACCAGCAUCACUUGUUUCCCCGCCAUUAAUCACUAAUUCCCACUGAUCAGCAUUCUGCUCAACAAUCAAACAGCAUAAUUUUGGCAAUUGAAGUUUGAACGGGUCAAAACGGCAGCUUUGGUGAACGAUGAUGAUGCAUCAGUAUAUUGAUUCUGGCCGAGAAAUCUUCUCUUCUUUGUAUCAUUUUUCCGCCAAUAUCCAUCUUCUUCUCAUCCUCGUCGCCGUCGCCUUCUUCUUCGAAGAUCCGGAAGAAGAAAACGGACGGGGAUGGACAGGGCCGAGAUAGCGCAAGUUCCUUUCAACCUGACCAUUUUCCUGGUGUCCCAUGCGUGUGAAUAUCUCGGCUCGGCUGUGACUUCAAAGGGUGUUUUCCUGAAUGGCGAUCCGUUGCACCAACCACUUCCAUUUCUCCUGCUGCUACUUGGGGUUGCAAUUUUCCUCUCUGCAAUCAUGCGACGCGUUCUCCGGCCUCUCAAGCAGCCGAGAUUUGUUGCGGAAAUGUUGACUGGCUUGAUUUUGGGACCUACACUGUUUCGACUUUUAGGAUGGGGAGAGUUCUAUGAAGGCUUGUUUACGCAAAAGCUCACGACUAUAAUGAGUUUCCUCGAGGUCUUUAGCUUGACAGUAAUUGCAUUUGUAGUUGGCAUUCGAACAGAUGUAAACGUUAUCAAGACUUCAGGAAAGUUGUCAUGGAUCAUCGGCGCCAUGUGUUUCGUGCUUCCAGUGACGUUUGCUCAUGCUGGAGCUCAUUUUAUUGUGAAAUCCGACAAUCCAUCUGCAGAAUACCUCCUUUGGUUAUCCCUUAUUUUAUCCUCGACAUCCUUUCAAGUCACCUCCUUCCUACUUGAAGACCUCGGCAUACUUAACUCAGAAAUUGGCCGCCUUGCAAUGUCUUCUUCGCUGAUUAGCAGUGUAAGCAGCUGGGUUUUCAUUAUUUACUGUACUUUCGUUCGAUUUUCUAAAAGUCAGGGAUUUAAAACCAUGGAUUAUGUCAAAUCAGAAACUGCAAGAGCCUUUACGAUACUUGUAAUAGUAUUCGUGCUGCCUCCAUUUUUGUUUUGGUUAAUGAAGAAAAACCCAGAAGGAAGGAGUAUAAAGGAACAUCACUUCUUUACAGUGUUUGCACUCUUCUUGGGAGUUGCUAUUGGAUGUGAAUUUAUGGGAGAUACUUGCUACUUUGGAGCAAUGCUCUUUGGCUUGGUUGUGCCAUCUGGUCCACCCCUAGGAUCUGGAGUGGUGGAAAAGCUUGAGUUUUUAGUUUCAGCAGUGCUUGUGCCAGCAUAUAUAGUUGAUGCAGGUCGAUUUGUGGAUCUGUCCACAAUAACUGCAACAAAUUUCUGUCUCACAGAGGUCAUUAUCAUUUUUGUAUAUUUGGGGAAAUUUUCUGCCUCUAUAAUCCCUUCCCUCCUAUGGAACAUGCCUUGUAAGGAUUCUUUCGCGCUUGGCUUCGUAUUGAGCUCACAAGGGUUUUAUGAUGUGCUGUUCUUCAAACUUCACCUCAGGUUUAAAAUGAUCAGCCCAGAGCUUUACAGUAUUAUCAUUCUCUUGAUACUGACGUACUCAGCAAUUGUGACUCCUAUAAUCCAUCAUCUUUACGAUCCAUCAAAAAGAUACUUGAACUACCAGAGGAGGUCAAUCCAGCAAUCUGGCCAUGACAGUGAAUUUCGUGUUGUUUUCUGUAUCCAUGAAGAAGACCAUGUUUUCAGCCUUCUGAAUUUAAUGAGAGCUUCUCAGUUUGCGAAACAGAAGCCCAUCGGAGCGUUUGUUUUAGAGCUGAUGGAGCUUGUUGGGCGAGACCACCCCCUACUUAUCAACCACCAGUUCCACAAACGAAGGUCUUCUGUGGUCACCAGAACAGACCGCAUGAUCAGUGCCUUCCGUUAUCAUGAACUCCACAGUGGAGGAAUGAUAAAGCAUCAGUAUUUCACAGCCAUCACGCCUUAUUCCACAAUGCAUGAUGACAUAUGUACACUGGCACUUGAGAAAAAUGCUUGCCUAUUGGUCAUCCCAUUUUGCAAGUCUCAGGGCAUUGGAAUGAGGGGAGUGACUAAAAAUGUGCUUGACAAGGCUCCAUGCUCGGUUGGUCUCCUUGUUGACAAAAAGAUAAUCAUGCCCCAGAGAUCAGACUACAAAAAUGCGGCCAAGAUCUGGGUAUGCGUUGUUUUUGCUGGAGGACCUGAUUCUCGGGAGGCACUGGCUUAUGGUACGUUCAUGGCCAGGAACCCUGCUGUUAGGCUCACCGUUAUUCGCCUGAUUGCUGAGGACAACUUUAUAACUGAUUUAUUGGACGCUAGACUUGAUGCAAAUGUGAUGGAGGAGUUUUGGAAUCUCAACAAAGACAACACAUGUGUUGAGUACAGGGAAGUAACUGUGAGGGAUGGAGCCGAAACCUCCAGGGUGCUUCUGUCUCUCAACGACCCUUAUGACUUCAUGUUGACCGGGAGAAGGCUAGACAGUGACUGCCCCCUAGUGGCUGGACUUGCUGACUGGGGCUAUGUUGAGGAAAUGGGAAUUAUCGGAGACAUACUUGCAUCGUCAGACAUGAAGAUUGAUGCAUCGGUUCUCAUCUUGCAACAGCAGUCCACCGUCGAAGAUUUGAUGAAUAAAUAAACCGUUAGAAAAUGAUUCUGGUUCUGGACAUGCAAUUAAUUUCAACUGCACCAUGGAAUUUCAGUAGAGGAUCCGUCGAUCAGUACUGCUACUGGUGGAACCAGAACCACUUCCAUCUGCCAUUCUUCAUUCCACUCUCAGUCCCUAUUGAAGCUGAAUGCGUGGUUUCAGAGGAUGCAGAAGCUGUAGUAGCAAUGAGAGACAAUUAGUGUGAGAAUGGUAAUGUAAUGCAUGCUACAAUGUUGUUUUGAAUUUUGAGGUUGGUAUUGUUCAAUGUUGUAUCUUAUAAUUGUUGCUUAAGAAAAGUUUAUGGUGGUCAUUUAAUGGCUAAAUAAUCGAGU